GAAAGAUCUUAAUCCAUUAAAUUAUGAAUAAUUAAUUAUACGAUACACUUGAAUUAGGUAACAAGAGGAAUUAAACAAGGUUGCUUGAAUAGAUUCAUGAGUUAUCAAUUCAAUAGAAAAAGCUACUCUUAAUAAAUAUUCUAAAAUGUCCUAUUUAGGAGAGAAAAUAGGAAAUUUUAUAGAUGAUGAGGAUUCUAAUGUAGAAUAUUGAUUUAUUCUAAUAAUUUCAAAAAGACUAAAAUGAAUUAGAAGCAUAUGAUUAUUGUUUACUUCAUUUGCAAUAUGACACAUUUGAAAAAGUAAUAUGAAAGUUUUAAGUUAUUUAAAGAAUACUGUGAUAUAUGAAAUCGGUGAUUAAGCUAAUAGUGUUUACAUGGUCAUAUAAGGCUAAGUCUCUUUGUAUUUAUAAGAAGAUAUAUCAAACAUGAUGAAAUCAAGACAGUAAUCUUUAAGUUUAGAUAAUCAGAAAAAGAGUUAGCAAAUAACUAAAUUGAAAUAUUCAGAUCAUACUAUAAAAAGGUAUGUUUAGAUAUAAACUAUUAUUAGUUUGAUACAUUUUAAUGAAAUAAAGGAAUGGAAAAUCUUUGGAGAAUAACUUGAAAAAAAAAGAAUGAAUACAGCUAUUUGUGAUAUGGAUUGUUCUUUAGGAAUUCUCACUAAAGAAUAGUAUUAAAAAGCAAUAUAAAUUAUGGACAAAAAAAAUGAAUAAAAAAGAAUGAAGACUUUUACUCUGAGUCCUAGUUUUUAAGGAUUAAAUAAAAGAUUGCUAAAAUUAAUGUUAUCAACUUUCUCUACUUAAGAUUAUAAAUUUAGAGAUAUCAUUUAUAAAAAAGGCUAAUUGGAUUCAGAUAUUAUUUACAUCAUAAAAUAAGGAGAAUUUGUAGCAUACCUAUAAAACUAAAAUGUGAGAAAAUAAUUAACAAUUAUGACUUAAGGUGAAUUUUUUGGAGAUUUUGAAGCUUUUGAAAAAGUUCCACGAUAAUUCUAUGUUUCUUGUAAUUCUCAUCUAGGUAGCUUAAUUAUCAUACCUAUCUAAAUAUUAUAUUAAAAAUUGUCAUAAUACAAUGAAUAACAUUAUUUAAAACAACUCAAAAAUUUGUGUAUUAAAAAAAAUAAAUGGUACAAACAACUUUAACUGGACAUUGAAAAAACUCAAGGAAUUUAUUAGAAAUAUUUAACUGUAUAAGACUUAAAAAAUGGAAUUGAAAACGAUUCAUCUUAAAAAAUACAAUAAGUCUCUGAUGCAUAAUCAUAAUUAAGUCCCAUAAGAUUAUUAAAAAAUACAUUGAAUUAUUUAACAUCAAUUGAAGAUUGUUAAAUAGAUAAUAAUAAUAAUAAUAAUAAUAAUAAUACUAAUAAUAAAUAACUAACUUAAAAUGAAAAUUAAAAAAAAAAUAAAUCAAAAAACAAAAAUUAUAUUUAUAUUGCAUCCCCUGAUAAAUUGUAACCAUUACCAAAAAUAUAAUUGGUUUCAAGUAAACAACAAGAUAGAAAUUAAUUAUCAACACCAGAUCGAUUCAAUUAAGCUAUACAAAGCAAAUUGAAUGUCCUAAAAAGAAUGAAUAAUCUUUCUCCUACAGAUACUAUUAAUUUAAAUACUCUUCAUUAAAAAACUUAUUAUGUUUAAUUACCAAAGUAAAUAAAGCUAGAGUAACAUACAGAUAAAGAAUGGCCAAUCAAAGCUACACUAUAUUUAAAUGAUUUAGAUGACAAAGUUCGUUAUUAAUCAUAGAACCAUCAUCAUAGUAAUAGUAAUAGUAAUCGUAAUACUAAACUCAAAUUACCAGAGUAAUUAAGUUUAAGAUGUGAUUAAAGUGAAUUAACUUCGUAAAGAAAUUCAAAGAUUGAAAUUUUAAAUAAUAUUUUAUAGUAUAAAGUUCCAAAUUUAUCAAAAGUUUAAAAAAGGAGAGCAUUGUCAUUUAAAUAUAGGGAAUAUAUAGAACAAUAAAAAACUGAACGCUCUUUAUUAUUUUUUUGA
Molecule: messenger RNA, 1978 nt
Organism: Paramecium sonneborni
Lineage: Eukaryota; Ciliophora; Oligohymenophorea; Peniculida; Parameciidae
Source: the annotation of a GenBank genome assembly